Brassicogethes aeneus is the source of this 2103-nucleotide messenger RNA. The record is from the annotation of a GenBank genome assembly. Lineage: Eukaryota; Metazoa; Arthropoda; Insecta; Coleoptera; Nitidulidae.
AUGCCGAAAGCAAGAACGCACGAAGAAAAUCGCUUGCAGGUUUGCUUGUUUUGUUUUGGAAAAACUAAAACAAUGUUUUUCAUAAAGGAAGGACUAAAAUUACUUGUUAAGAAACAUUUUGAAUAUAAAGACGAAGAUGACCGACUGCCUGCGGUAUUGUGCAGUAGUUGCAAACGAGAUCUGUACCGUAUUAAUGAAAAAACUAUAAGACUGCCAAAAUUUUCUGAGCUGAAGCGUAUUAGGAGGUGUACUAGAUCAACUAGCAACUCUGUAUGUGAUUGUUAUAUAUGUGAUCUUGCUCGAAAACCAGCAUCUGGAAAUUUCGCAAAGGGUAAUAUUUUGCCUAAACGAAUCGGUAUACUGGCCGAUACGACGAAUGUACAACUUGCAGAAAAAGAGAAGAUACGUUGUAUCGAAAGUCGUUGCAGUUAUUGCUGCUCAAUUAUUGGAAAAGGACUAUCUCAUAAAUGUAACUUGACUACGCGCUUGGAGAACUUGACGGAAUAUAUCCUAAGCGUAGGUUCGAAAAAUGCUGAUCAAGUUGUCUCAUCUUUACUAAAACGAAAGUUCAAUGAAAAAGAAAUUAAAUCUACACCUUCUAUAUCGUUAGUUCAACCACGCGGUAAACAUUUACAGGUAACACUUAAUCAAAGAAUUAACGAUAAUGUUAAAAAGCAGUUCCUUUCUGCGGAUGAUUUCCUAAAACUACAGACCAGUUUAAAUUUAAGUCAAAAAAAGACAAUAGCAAUUGCUGCAGCUGUACGCGUAGCCACAAAAAAUGCAAAAAUUGUGGAGCCAUAUUUAAAAACUGACAAAGUUUCAUCUGCUCCUGAGACAGUCGCUUACUGCACAGAUCUUGAGGGUUUAAUACAGUUUAUUAAAGAGAAACGUUCUUUGUCUCAAUAUCACUUGAAGUUCGGAAUUGAUGGUGGAGGCGGAUUUUUAAAAAUUUGUUUAUCCAUUCAGUCUACAGUAGAAAAUGAAGAUUCACGUAAAUGCAAGCAGAAAUUUGAAGAUGGUAUUUGCGCUAAACGCUUUAAGGAUUCGGGUGUUAAUAAAUUAAUAAUACUUGCUCUCGCACCUAGUUCUCAGGAAAAUUAUGAAAAUGUGUCCCAGCUCUGGUCUGAAAUAAAUAUUAAUAACUUUAAGGGAACAAUCGCAACAGAUCUUAAAUUGGCUAACAUUUUGGUUGGUAUAAUGUCCCACAGCAGUAACUACCCGUGUACCUGGUGCUAUGCAUCCAAAAAUAAUUUGAAGGUCUGCGAUACGUACAGAACUAUAAAAGAAAAGCUUAAGUCCUUGCAACCUACUUCAUCACCUAUGGCUGGAACCUAUGCAGAAAAACUAAGAAAACAGUCUUCCAUAAUUAUCAAACCCAACGAUGAAUCUCAGCUUAACUCUGUUACUAAAAUGGAUAUUAUGAAAAAAAUUAACCCUCUGGUUAACAGCAUCAAAAUUAAUUCAGUUAAAAAUAUAAAAAAUGGUGGCCUAAUAGUGGGUUGUAAUGAUGUUGAAGAAGCAAAUAAGUUUAAGGAAUUAGCUGAUAAGGAGUUGAAAGACUAUAAAAUUAAAGAUGCCAAUAAAAUCCAACCUAGAGUCAGAAUUGUCGGUCUUUCUGAAAAACUGAAUGAGGAGGAAAUAAAGCAGUAUUUACUUUUGCAAAAUAAGGAAUUAAUUUGCGAUCAAGCUACAGUUAAGAUUGUGGAAAUAAAAGCCUUAAAAAAUAAGGAUACGGUUUAUCAAGCAGUACUGCAAACUGAUAUCAUAACCUACCAAAAAUUGCUGAAACAUGGUUUUGUAGUUAUUGGGCUGGACAGCUGUAAAGUGUACGAUGCCAUAACGGUACUACGUUGUUUUUCUUGCAAUGGCUUUAAUCACGACUCCAGCGUUUGUUCCAAGAAAAAUGAUCCUAUAUGUCCCCGAUGUGCCGAAAAUCAUUCUGUUAAAGAUUGCCAGUCCGAGUCUUUAAAAUGCAUAAACUGCUUAAAUUUGAAAAAUAAAAUUGGAGUAGACAUUUGUCAUGCCGCCUGGGAUCAUGACAAAUGUCAGGCUUUAAAAAAUGUUUUAGGGAAAUUAAAAUAUGACGUCUUUGGUUUGCAAUAG